This is a messenger RNA of Armigeres subalbatus, 563 nucleotides long. RefSeq lists its product as uncharacterized. The transcript has 3 exons. Bases 1 to 537 code for a protein of 178 amino acids. NCBI's taxonomy places the organism in Eukaryota, Metazoa, Arthropoda, Insecta, Diptera, Culicidae. The record is from RefSeq and is a predicted model, not a curated record.
AUGUGUCUCGAAGGUUCUACAAUCGAGAUUAUUGAUAAGCGCGAGGAAAUCGAUGAUCUGCAUACAUUUCUCUUGUUAGAUGAUAAGGAUUUCAUUAGACUAAGCCUCAAAACAAAACAGAUUAAAAUUAUUCAAAGAAUCCAACUGCAGUACCAAGAUGAAACGACAGAAUGGCUUGAAGACGAUCUAUCUCAAAAUGUAAGACACGUGGCAGCAGAUGUCACCAUCCAUACCGAUUCAUAUUCUCCAGCUGCUCCAAUACUUCCAUCUGUUUCUACUGCUUCACCGACUUCGGCUGUUCUAUCAGACAAAGCUGCGUCAUUGGACCCUGUUGCUCCAGCUGCCCUCGCUGAUGAUGACCAUCCUUAUAAGGGAAUAAGUCUGGACGAUAUAAUUGAUAUCGACCGCGUGUUGGAAAAGACGGAACAAGGAAUUGCCAUAAUGGAAAUACUAAAAGAGAAAACGAAACCCAAGGAGAAGAUUAUGAAGGAGCUCGUUUACAUUCUUUGUGACUGCUUGAAGGCACAGUACGGCUAGUGAGUACAAUAUCUUUUUACUAUUUA